This is a messenger RNA of Penicillium chermesinum, 1431 nucleotides long. Its product is annotated as threonine--tRNA ligase MST1. Gene Ontology annotation, molecular function: ATP binding; threonine-tRNA ligase activity. NCBI's taxonomy places the organism in Eukaryota, Fungi, Ascomycota, Eurotiomycetes, Eurotiales, Aspergillaceae. The transcript has a single exon. The record is from RefSeq and is a predicted model, not a curated record. Gene Ontology annotation, cellular component: cytoplasm. Gene Ontology annotation, biological process: threonyl-tRNA aminoacylation. The coding region runs from base 1 to 1431 and encodes 476 amino acids.
AUGGCAAACCCGAACCUGCCAUACCUCCGACCGACCACCGAGCUCUGGGAACCGCUCAGGAGCUCUUCACCUCGUCCAUCUACAGCCCUGGGUCUCCUCUUUUCCUCCCAAAAUGGCACACAUGUUAUAAACAAACUCACCAACUUCCUCCGCACCCAGUACUUGCAGUAUGGCUUCCGCGAAGUUUUGACACCAACGAUCUACAAAAAGUCACUAUGGGAGAUCUCAGGCCACUGGCAAAACUAUAAAGAUGACAUGUACGAGGUGACUGGCCGUGGUGCGACCGGUGAAUCUGGUGGUGAGAUCGGUGAAGAGGAAUCCUAUGGCCUGAAGCCAAUGAAUUGUCCCGGCCAUUGCCUACUUUUCAAGUCUCAGAAUCACUCCUACCGCGAAUUGCCGGUGCGCUACGCCGACUUCAGCCCCCUCCAUCGGAAUGAGGUAUCUGGGUCAUUGACCGGCCUGACCCGUGUACGGCGAUUCCACCAGGACGAUGGCCACAUCUUCUGCCGGCCACAGCAGAUCAAGGGCGAGAUUGCGUCGGCUCUGGGUUUUGUGGAAAUGGCGAUGAACACGUUCGGGCUGGGCCCAUACAGAUUAGUAUUGUCCACUCGCCCAGAAUCCGAUUAUAUUGGUACGUUGGACAUGUGGGAUAAUGCGGAAAGUCAGCUACGCGAAGCGCUUGAUAGCACCGGCCAGGAAUGGACGUUGAACGAGGGCGACGGUGCCUUUUAUGGACCCAAGAUCGAUAUCCAGCAACGGGAUAGCGCCGGAAAAUACCAUCAACUAUCGACUAUCCAGCUAGAUAUGAACUUACCCCAGCGGUUUGGCUUGGAGUAUCAAGUUGCCGAAGGAGAAGAAGAUUACAAUCCUGAGACUCCGGGGGUCGCAACGCCGAUCCUAAUCCACCGGGCAAUCUUUGGUUCUCUCGAGCGAUUUCUGGCUUUGCUCAUUGAGCAGCAUGGCGGGCAUUGGCCUUUCUGGUUGUCGCCCCGGCAAGCUAUAAUCUUGACAGUCAACCAGGAUGAGGCUGUCUUACGGCAUGCUGAAGAGGCAGCGGCGAAGUUCUCUGGAUUCCGACUACUUGCGAAUGAUGGUACUAGCAAGCCACCACGGCCGUUAUCGUCAGUCGACCCAACAUUUUUAGUGGAUCUUGACACUAGUGCUCAAACCCUGGGUAAAAAGAUCCAGCGCGCCAAGCAGAUGAAGUACAACUUGAUCUUUAUCCUGGGCCCCCGCGACGUCGCUGAUGGCGGCAUCAGUGUUGAUAUCACGGGCCAGCUACAGAGCAAGACUGAUAUUGGAGGACAGGAACUCCAGAAACUGGUCCAAUCCCAGUUAGGGGAGAGUGCCCUGAAGAACCCCAAGGCCGUUAAGCUUAAGCUCGAGGAGGUGCAUCCAUUAUUGGUCGAGUUCGAGAAAAACUUCCUCUAG